AUGCCAAAACAAAAUAAAGGAAAUCUAAACACCCCUAUGACUCCAAACGAAAUACCAGCUAGCACUGCCGCACCGACAGUUAAUACUCCAACAAAAUUGGAAAGCCGCAUACCCCAGAGUCCUCUUAGUUUCGCACCCAUUAGAGGAUUGCCCACGUUUCUCCGAGUCCCUGGAAUCCUUCUUUUCUGUAUUGUGCUUGGAUAUCUUAUCGGCAGAUGGAGGUUGUCAUUCAUCUUUCUUCUGCCAGUGGCCCAUGUUGCCUAUUAUGUGUUCAACAGGAAGGUUGUAGAGUAUAGACGAUCCUUGGAGACCCUAUGUAGAGAAAACACCAUCCAACAGCACUUGGGCGAGUUUGAAACUGUAGAGUGGAUGAAUCAUAUUCUGAAGAAACUCUGGGAUGUUUCCGAGCAGACAGUAUCUUCAAUCAUCUUUAAUGAAGUCAAUAACACUCUUUCUAAAAUAUCCAAGAACCAACCAUUCGAUCUGAGACUCUCGGAAAUAACUUUGGGUACCAGGCCGCCUGUUAUCGAGAGAAUAUCGUUUGUGCAGAAUUCAGAAAACAAGCUUGUUUUGGAAUGUGCAUCAAACUUCAUUCCGGUACAAGCCUCUGAAGAAAUUUUGGCAUAUUUCAAAAAGGAAAGAUCACAUUGGAACACUUACAUUGAAAUCCAAGUCAAACUAGCGAAUUUAUUGACAAUCCCUAUACUGGUCCGUGAUUUUACAUUCUCAGGGAUAUUCAAGAUUGAACUAGAUCUUUCCCAAAAGAUUCCAUUUGCCAAAAAGCUCAGAUUCUCUUUCCUAGAAAUGCCAACUGUUGAUUUCAAGCUUAUUCCUCUCAAGAGUGUGGAUAUGCUCGAUCUUCCUUAUAUUGGAGGUCUUCUAAAUACAGUCAUGGAGAGCCAAAUAAGGAGCAUGGCCUUAGAGCCAAAGUCUAUAGAGAUAGAUCUAGAGGAGGUUGUAAAGUACAGUGGAACAGUGGUUGGGGUGGUAUAUAUUUACAUACAUGAUCUCGAGGUACUGGAUCAGUGCACUUACUGGAUAUGUCUGGAUAAUAACGGUAGAAAAUUUGGAACAACAGCAAAGAAGUCAGGACGAAAUCCAUUUUUCAACCAAGGAUUCUAUGACAUAGUCUUGGAUACCACCUACAGUAUCGGUGUUACUCUCCAGUCUACCGACCAAACUCCAAGAGGCCUUAAGCACGGCAGGAUAUUCUUAAGGAAUUUAAAUAAGCACAUAUACUCUGAGAAUCUCUACCUGUCAAACGAUACAUCUAGAACGUUUCUCAAUGUUACAACCCAGUUCUAUCCUGUAUCAGAAGAGUCCCAGGAUAGCGCUAUAAUCUACUUGAAUCUCAUAUCAAUAGAGGAUCUCCAGUGCAUUGGAGAUCCAAUAAAUAGACUGUAUUCAACAUUCUGUGUAGUCACUCUUGAAAGAAAGGAGUCCUCAAGCACAAACAGGAUUGUCCUUAAAAGAUGCGAAUCUAAAAGGAUAUUUACGACCAAGGAUCCAUUCUACAACGAGUCAUUCAAAUUCUUUGUGAGGGGAUUUGAGGACUAUCUUAUUAAAAUACGAGUAGUAAAUGAAAAGGAUAGUAAAAGUAUAGGAACAGUCGUGGUAGCCUGCACAGAUAUUAAGAACAGUGGAGCAAUCAAGUACAGAAUAUGUGGUGUGGAGAGUGGGGAGAUGAACCUGAAAUUCAAUAUAAAGCAUGUAAAUAUGGAGGAUCCGCCCUUUACUGCAGAAGAGCUUUAUGUCGAUAGCAAAGAAAACAAUGAAUGCAGCAGUGAAGAGAGUAAAAAUACAAAUAUGGAAGGAAAAAACACUGCUAAUGAAGAAGACAAGGAUGGGAAUGGAGAAGCUAGCGUUAUUAAUGAAUAUGGAAUUUCCGAAGAUAAAAAGCCAGACAAAAUGCCUAUCAUUGGUGAAUAUAUUGAGCACACGGAUGUUCCUUCGCCGCCUUUGUCCUCUAAAAAAGCAGAUAAGAAUGUGGUGGAUUCAAUUGAAAGUCUCUCUUUUGGAAUACAUAAUGUUGAUGCUCAAAACCGCUUCUUCCUACAGUUCAGAAAGGCCCUGAAGUUCUCCAUAAAAGACAUUAAGGCCUCUGGUCUUUUUUAUCUUGUUUUUGAAACGGGUUUUCUAAAUAUCAAAAUGGAACCUUUUAGUACUGAGCUGGAAAUUCAAAGGGAAGUAGUGGUGCCUAUUGUAAAUGAGAGGGCGUUAAGAGCAAGACUGUUUAGAAUGUCUUUGACAGGCGAUUCAUUAAUAUCAGAGGAACAGAUAGACAUAUAUAAACUUGGUAGUCCAUCGCAGGUUGUCUGUGUGUUCGAGAAGAUUAGGAUUGAAUUUGAUGUUGAGCUCGAUCUUCUAGCUAACUUUACCAAUACGGACAACGAUGCUAGUCUCAAGAUUCUGCAAAUAAGAAUAGGAGAGUUCAAUAGGCAUGGGAUAUUUACUCUUGACUUCCACACGGACAGCUCUGUCCAAAAUGUUAAGCUGGUCCACCGCUUAAAUACUUUCCUGCUUGGGAAGGAGAAUCUCUACUGCAGAUUAAAGGAUAAUGGAAAGGAGGUGUCCCAUGUGAUGGUUCCAAAGAGAGACUGCAACGAAGAGUUUGACUUUGGAAAUGGACUAAAAGCACAGAUGUACUGCAAAAUGCAGACGUGUGCCUUUAAAAAGAUCAUUCCUUCGAAGCAGGGAGAGCUUGAGGUAUUUAUCAUUAAGGCUAACAAACUUAAGGGAGCAAGCAACGGGACAAGUGAUCCCUAUGUCAAGGUAUUUCUUAAUAAAGAAAAGAUCCAUAAGACAAACAAACGACUAAGAAGCUUGGAUCCUAUUUUCAAUGAGAGCUUUAGGAUUAAUGUCCAGAAGAACGUGGAUGAAAUGGGAUUCCAUAUUUAUAGUCUCAAUUCACUGACGGUUGAUUCCUUGAUUCACUUUGUCGACAUCUCUCUUUUCAAUAUUUCAGAAGGAUACAGCAGACAUACCUUAAAGAUGAAGGACGGAGACAACGGGGAGGUGGGAGAUGCCACACUUCAGGUAAUCUUCAACUAUAAAUCAGCAAUUAAAAGUACAAAAAUAGUGGGAAUGGUCUGA
This is a messenger RNA of Vittaforma corneae ATCC 50505, 3093 nucleotides long. RefSeq lists its product as uncharacterized. Gene Ontology annotation, molecular function: lipid binding. The record is from RefSeq and is a predicted model, not a curated record. NCBI's taxonomy places the organism in Eukaryota, Fungi, Microsporidia, Nosematidae. Bases 1 to 3093 code for a protein of 1030 amino acids. The transcript has a single exon.